Megalops cyprinoides (Indo-Pacific tarpon) is the source of this 1120-nucleotide messenger RNA. Its product is annotated as acylphosphatase-2-like. Gene Ontology annotation, molecular function: acylphosphatase activity. The record is from RefSeq and is a predicted model, not a curated record. The transcript is spliced from 4 exons. NCBI's taxonomy places the organism in Eukaryota, Metazoa, Chordata, Actinopteri, Elopiformes, Megalopidae. Bases 171 to 461 code for a protein of 96 amino acids.
UUAGCUUCAAGGGAAAUAACGCAGGUGCACAGGCCGCCUCACACGCAACGCUGAAUUGUUACACUGGAAAGCAUAGUAUUACAGCUGCCUCCACCGGUCGCUAGGUGCAUCACACUGCAUUUUGCAGAUUUACACAGUAGAGCAGGAAUCAUUUUCAUCAUUUACUGGCUAUGUCGGGACUGGUUUCCGUGGACUACGAAGUGUACGGACACGUACAAGGUGUAUUCUUCCGUAUGCACACAGAGAAAGAGGGAAAUCAACUGAAGCUGGUGGGCUGGGUGCGGAACACGAAUCGGGGCACCGUGGAGGGCCAGGUCCAGGGGCCAAAGGACACUGUGGAAAAGAUGAAGACUUGGCUGAGAACCACUGGCAGCCCAAUGUCCCGUAUUGACAGGGCUACUUUCACCAAUGAGAAAGACAUCCCUGCCCUGGAGUUCAACUCUUUCACCACCAAAUACUGAAGGGUCACCACUUGCACUGGCACCAACGCAACACCAACAUGGCGGCCUGUGCCACCUCUAAGCCUUCAUCCGCACCAACUACCCUGAACAUGGCAACUGCACGCUGGCAGAGUUUACAGAAUAGUAAUAAUAAUUAAAAACUUUGUUCAUAUAGCACCUGUCAUAAAAGACAGGAAACAUUCGUCUCUAACUUAAGUUGCAGUAGUACCAUCCAAACGCACAGCUAAACUUUAUUGGACAUUUAACAUCUGAUAAAUCAAAAUUAAACAUAGUACUUUGAGAGGUUUUCUGCAACAGUCGUUUAUGUAAUGAAACAAUCUGAUGUGUACAUUGCAAUUGGAACUGUAAUGUAAUAAAAAAUGUAAAAAAAAAAAGUUAAUAUUCACAUUGGUGCAUUGUCAUCUAUCAAAAAGUGUUCCCUGCCGACACAGGUUUUGAAGCAAAUUAGCUAAUGGUGUUGUAUUGACGCUUGGGGCCGUUUGCACAGUGCAGUAUUUUCCCUCUGUUUCAUGUCAUCUCUCUGGAAUCAUUGUCCCGAUAGAGUUACGCAACAGACUGAAAAUAGUCCCUCUCCUGUUUUAAGUGAAUACAGCAAAAAACUUCUGCUGUCUAUGCAAUGGCAGUUUUCUUUCACUGUCAACUGGGAAUAAACAACAAAA